GGCGCGUCCAGCGGACCGGGUCAGGAUAAUAAUCACCUCCCGCGGAGCCUGAGGACCGAACCGAGCCCAGUCUGAUCAGAGUCCAGGUCCAGGUCCAGGUCCAGGUCCAGGUCCAGGUCCUGACCCCGCAGCAUGGAGCCCCGCCGGGUCCCAGCGGGGAUUCUAAUGUUACUUAUCUGUCUGGGAGUCCCGGGACACGCCGAGAGGGUGUGCCACUGCAGCGGGAAGUCUCUCUGCCACUGCGACGGCGUCAAGGGCCAGAAGGGAGAACUAGGCUACGUUGGAGAAACUGGACUUCCUGGAGUCAUGGGUUACCCUGGAAACGAGGGAAGUGAGGGCCCGCCUGGAGAAAAGGGGAACCAUGGACUGAGGGGGCCGUCGGGACUGAAAGGCGUUCGGGGUCUUCCAGGAAGACCAGGUUUUCCAGGACCUCCAGGACUGCCGGGAAUCCCCGGUCACGAAGGGCCGUUGGGCCGACACGGAGUCCCAGGAUGCAACGGGACAAAGGGCGACGCCGGCUACCUGGGCUACCCGGGGCUACCAGGAUCCGCCGGGCCCAGGGGCCGGGACGGGCCGCGAGGGAUGAAGGGAGACUCUUACGUCUACAAUCUUCCUCAAGACAUUAAAGGACAAGCAGGAUCCCGGGGAUCGGAUGGAAAAACGGGCCGCAGCGGGAGUUCAGGAGAACCCGGGCUGCCGGGACCCCCGGGACCCACCGGUGAAUCUGGAGUUCCCGGGUUGCCGGGGUUACAAGGAGAGAAGGGUCAGGAAGGUCCCAGUCCGACCAGUCCGGGUCCGCAGGGCCAGAAGGGGGACGAGGGACCGCCGGGGAUUCCUGGACAGAAGGGAAUCAAACUUUACGCUGAAGGACCCAAAGAGCUGAAGGGAGAACCAGGAGAACCGGGACAGAAAGGCUGCCCUGGAACUCCGGGUUUCCCGGGACGGACCGGGUUCCGGGGCCAGAAGGGCGGCAGGGGAGACCCCGGAUCUCUGGGGAAACCAGGGAAGACGGGAUUCCCCGGACAGAUCGGACUGAGGGGAAACCCCGGGUUUCCAGGAGAUCUGGGACCUCCGGGGAUCGACGGAGGUCCGGGGGACAAGGGCGAGCGCGGGCCCUCGGGUCUCCAGGGAGAGGCCGUCUACCGGCACCAGUACCUGAAGGGCCAGCCGGGUUUCCCCGGGGUCCCCGGGGGCCCAGGACUCCCCGGAGAGCAAGGACUCAUCGGGUUCCCAGGAAUGGAGGGAGAGCCAGGCGUGGGUCGCAUUGGUCCAUCCGGUCCUCAGGGACCACCUGGGACGUCUGGAUUCAGAGGAGAACCAGGAGACCCCGGACCUUAUAUCGUUGGGCCCCCGGGUUUAAAUGGAGUGCCAGGAAGUCAAGGGGCUAAUGGAGAGCCUGGAGAACCUGGAAUUCCAAACUUUGUGGAGGGAGGAAUCGGUUUUCCAGGAGCUAAAGGUGUCAGAGGUCUGACGGGACUGGCCGGAUUCAUAGGGGACGUCGGACAGAAGGGCGAUAAGGGCGAGAUGUGCUUCGUUUGCUCCGUUAUCGCCGGUCCUCCUGGAUCCCCGGGAGAACGAGGAGAGCCCGGUAUAACCGGCUCUCGAGGUGAGACUGGAUUUCUGGGUGAAAAAGGGAGCAGAGGCAUCAAAGGUAUCCUGGGACCAGCCGGUCAACGGGGUCCCUUUGGUCUUCCGGGUGUCCCGGGGCCCCCGGGGCCCGCUGGAGAACCAGGUAUCAUGCGCAGGCUGGGACAGAAGGGUGAGGAAGGGGAUCAGGGGGAGUCGGGAGCCCCAGGACUCGAGGGGAGAGAAGGACGUCCCGGACUCGGGGGACCUAAAGGAGUCCCGGGGGAGAAGGGGGAUCCGGGUCCUCUGGGGCAGAAAGGAGACAUGGGUCCCCUGGGCGUCACCGGGCCCCGGGGCCUGGAGGGACAAGGGGGCCCGCUGGGGCCGACCGGGAUCGGAGCCCCGGGCCCUCAGGGGCCUCCGGGGGACAUGGGGUUCCUGGGAGAACCGGGAGAAGCCGGAGUUCCAGGGGAGAAAGGAGCUCCAGGAGGGUUCAGUUCCUUCCCAGGGGAUCCAGGCCAGAAAGGAGAGAAAGGUUCUCCAGGAACUCCCGGACCUCGAGGGGGAACGGGACCUCCGGGGGUCCAGGGACUCUUCGGUCCACGGGGACAGAGAGGGGAUAACGGUUUCUCUGUCCAGGGAGCUCCAGGAUUUCCAGGGAUUAAAGGAGCGCGGGGCCCCCCAGGUUACCGAGGUUUAUCCAGCUACGGCAUCAAGGGACGAGGAGGCCCGUCGGGCCCCCCGGGGAACUCUGGACAAAAGGGGGAAAGGGGGACGGGUUUCCCAGGCCUGCAGGGCCAAUCAGGACCCCAGGGAGAAGACGGCUCCGUGGGACUCCAGGGAGAUCCUGGACCCCAAGGACCCCCUGGAGGGCCAGGACCCACGGGACCAGACGGCCUGCUGGGACCUGAAGGUCGUAGCGGUCUGGACGGGAUUCCUGGUCCGGUUGGUCCGGUCGGACCAUGUUUGUCGGGUUCCCCAGGAGCCCCCGGAGAGCAAGGAGGUCCAGGCAUCAUCGGAUUCACAGGGGUCCGCGGCCUGAAGGGCUCCCAGGGGGCCCCUGGAGAGCCCGGCGUGGGGGCCGUGGGGUCCCCGGGGCCUCAUGGGGUCCCCGGGUUCGAUGGAGCUCCGGGGCCACAGGGGAACCUGGGACUCAAGGGACUGCAGGGGAACAGCGGAGAGCCGGGCAGUCCAGGGAUCCGAGGGGACGCUGGUCUCACUGGUCCAGCUGGGGGACGAGGAGACAACGGGACACCGGGACAGACCGGAUCAACCGGACAGAAAGGGGAGAAGGGCCUGGAGGGGGUGAGGGGCUCCCAGGGGAUGCCGGGGCCCCCGGGGGACAAGGGAAAAACCGGCCAGAAGGGGAUCCCCAUGGAUAUGGUGAAGAUGGGAGAUCCUGGCGACCCCGGAAACCCCGGGGCCCGAGGUUUCACGGGUCCCAAAGGAGAGUUCGGCCCCCCGGGGUUUAAGGGCACCUUCGGUCUGACCGGUAGACCGGGAAAUCCAGGCGCACCAGGACCGUCUGGAGAUCCCGGUAGGGACGGAUGUUCCGGGGUUCCCGGUCAGAGGGGAGUCCAGGGGGAGCUGGGCCUGAUCGGGAUGCCAGGUUGUAAAGGGGAGAAGGGUUCCGUGGGCCCCUGCGGGGCCCCUGGUACCCCGGGCUUCCCCGGGCCAGACGGACCUCAAGGCCUGAAGGGAGAACUGGGGCCACCGGGACCGGGAUCUAAGGGGUGUACAGGAGAAAAGGGAACCCCGGGAUGCCAAGGACCCCCCGGUGAAACGGGGCCGAUAGGGGACCCUGGAAAGUUGGGUCCUCCAGGAAACUGUGGCCCCUGUGGCCCCGAGGGCCCCCCAGGACCAGGAGGAUGUCGAGGCCCCCCGGGACCGCCUGGAGAUAAGGGCUACUUUGGACCUCCGGGGGAGAAGGGAUCUUCAGGACCCGCCGGAUCCCCAGGUAACAAGGGGCCUCCCGGAGAUCCGGGUCCAACCGGUCUCAGAGGAAACCAGGGACAGGACGGGAUUCCUGGACCUCCUGGAGAGAAGGGAGCCAUGGGAGGACCUGGAAUCGGCAUCGUCGGCCCGGAGGGAGAGAAGGGUGAACUCGGACCUGCGGGAGAUAAGGGCCCCCCCGGUAACUGUGGACCUCCCGGUCCGUUCGGUGCGGUGGGAGACCCGGGUUUCACCGGUUUCCCCGGACUGCCCGGUUUCCCCGGGUCUCCUGGAAACACGGGCGAGUGCAUCGAAGGGUUGAAGGGCUUCCCUGGAGCUGCAGGAGUACCGGGACCCAAAGGGACUCCCGGCAGCACAGGUCCUCCUGGUCCUCCGGGUCCGGGCUUUAAAGGAGAUCCAGGGUUUAAAGGACAGCCGGGUCGACCGGGGGACACCGGUCCUUCAGGAGACUCCGGUCCACCGGGAAACUCGGGGACAAAAGGACAAGCGGGUCUCCACGGACCGAAGGGCCAGAGAGGAGACAUGGGAGUCCAAGGAGUUCUGGGUUUUAAGGGGACGGCCGGACUCACAGGGGCCAUGGGCCCCCGAGGAUCCUCGGGACCACCUGGGAAACAAGGAGAGAGAGGGGCCGACGCCACCACGGGCGUCACCAUGGCGAAGGGAGAGAAGGGGAUUCCUGGAGGAACGGGGCCGGAGGGAGAGACGGGCCCCCCGGGGAACCCCGGGGUACCUGGAGCUAACGGGUAUCCGGGCCUAACGGGGCCUAAAGGCUCUAGAGGAGAACCGGGUCGUCCGGGUCUGAAGGGCGAACUGGGAGACCCGGGACUAGACGGUGCAGCAGGAUCUGCAGGUCUCCACGGCCCCAGGGGGGCUAAAGGGGCCCCGGGUCCUGCAGGGACCAACAGGGACUUCCGUCUGGAGACCAGUUUCCUGUUCACCCGUCACAGCCAGAGCAGCGGCGUCCCCCGGUGCCCCCCAGGGACCGCCAAGAUCUCUGAGGGGUUCUCCCUGCUGUUCAUCAACGGAAACAACCGGGCCCACGGCCAGGACCUGGGUACGUUGGGCAGUUGUCUCCGCCGGUUCACCACCAUGCCCUUCCUGUUCUGCAACCCCAACCAGAAGUGUCAGUACGCGGCGCGCAACGACUACUCCUACUGGCUGUCCACCGGCAACGGGCCUCCGGUGGAGCAGCCGUUCAUCACCGCAGACCUGCUGAAGGAACACAUCAGCCGGUGUGUGGUGUGUGAAGCCGUGGCCAACGUCAUCACCAUCCACAGUCAGACCCGGGCGGUUCCGGACUGCCCCGGCGGUUGGGAGUCUCUCUGGUCCGGAUACUCGUUUGUGAUGGAGACCGGUGCGGGGGCCGAGGGCUCGGGUCAGCCUCUGAUCUCCCCGGGUUCCUGCCUGGAAAACUUCAGGAAGAUUCCGUUUAUCGAGUGUCACGGCCGAGGAACCUGCAACUACUUCAGCGACUCGUACUCGUACUGGCUAGCAGCGCUGGACCCCGCCCACAUGUUCAGGACGCCGGAGCCUCGGUCCGACACCGACACUGAUGCCAUCAUCAGCCGCUGCCGGGUCUGCAUGAAGGUGGUCCAGGUGGUGUGAGCAGGUCCUGGUCCUGGUGCUGGUCCUGGUCCUGGUCCUGGUCCUGGUGCUGGUCCUGGUCCUGGUCCUGGUCCUGGUGCUGGUGCAGGUCCCUGGUCCUGGUCCUGGUCCUGAUCCUGGUCCUGGUUCUGGUCCUGGUCCUGUUCCCGUGCCGCUGCUGUAAAUACUGUCGCCAACGCCGCCGAUGCCGAGCCGACGACGCAACGAUGAUCCUGUUCCUGAUUCUGGUCCUGAUCCGGUUUCUGGUCCUGGUCCAGAUCCAGAUCCAGAUCCAGACCCCGACCUCUGGACCGCGACCUCGACCCGACCCCAGCCCAGGGGGCGAAAAUCCCCAAAAAAACAGUAACAUUUUGGAGAAUAAUUCCAGGGGGGAUAAAAGGAAUAAAAGUUGUAGCGUUUUUUACGCAUCUUUUACCACCAUUUGACCCGAAUCCACAAAAUGCUUUUAUGUAAUUUAGGAUCUUAUAAACGUACUGUAAGAAAAACACUCAUACUGAGCUGACCAGCGCAGCUCCAGAGCUCGCUAAAGAGGCGGCUAGCUCGCGGCUAACUCGCAGCUAGUUAGCUCGCGGUUAGCUCGCGAGCUAACUAGCCGCCUCUUUAGAGAGCUCUGGAGCUAGUAAAGUAGCUUCUCUCCUCUCUGUAUUUGACUAUCACUAUUUGUAGCUUUUAAACUCCCUUAAACUCUCUUAAACUCCCUUAAACUCUCUUAAACUCCCUUAAACUCCCUUAAACUCUCUUAAACUCCCUUAAACUCCCUUAAACUCUCUUAAACUCCCUUAAACUCACUUAAACUCCCUUAAACUCUCUUAAACUCUCUUAAACUCCCUUAAACUCACUUAAACUCCCUUAAACUCUCUUAAACUCCCUUAAACUCCCUUAAACUCCCUUAAACUCUCUUAAACUCCCUUAAACUCCCUUAAACUCUCUUAAACUCCCUUAAACUCACUUAAACUCCCUUAAACUCUCUUAAACUCCCUUAAACUCCCUUAAACUCUCUUAAACUCCCUUAAACUCCCUUAAACUCUCUUAAACUCCCUUAAACUCACUUAAACUCCCUUAAACUCUCUUAAACUCUCUUAAACUCUCUUAAACUCCCUUAAACUCACUUAAACUCCCUUAAACUCUCUUAAACUCCCUUAAACUCCCUAAAACUCCCUUAAACUCCCUUAAACUCCCUUAAACUCACUUACACUCCCUUAAACUCCCUUAAACUCCCUUAAACUCCCUUAAACUCCCUUAAACUCCCUUAAACUCCCUUAAACUCACUUACACUCCCUUAAACUCCCUUAAACUCACUUACACUCCCUUAAACUCCCUUAAACUCUCUUAAACUCCCUUAAACUUCCUUAAACUCCCUUAAACUCCCUUAAACUCCCUUAAACUCUUAAACUCUUUUAAACUCCCUUAAACUCCCUUAAAACUUUCUUAAACUCCCUUAAAGGUAUUGUGACAUAAUUUUUAACAUGCUUUUAACACUAUUAAAAGUCUUGGCCAACAUCCCUCAAAUGUGUCUAAAAGAGUGUAACAAGAAAAACUUCACUCUAGUACUCUUUUCCUGGCUUUUUAUGACGGUGUUUUUUGCCCUGUGAAAAACGCGUCCUUUUCCCCUUUUCCUGUCAAUCAUUGCCCCGCUCCUCCUCCCAACCUCCUCCAACCCAACCGCUACACACUUCUGCCGUCUCCACACACACGCGCGCACACCGAACCACAAACACCCACACACACAGCCCAGACAGGGCGACUACAGCCCGGGGAUGAAGUCCGUGACCAGAGGACCGUAGCUCCCCGCGAGCAAUACGCUCACAGCGGCGUCGGAGAGUUAAGCCGGGAGCGACAGGCGAAGCAUGCACGGAAAAGCAGCAGGGCGAAGCAGUCCACCGCAAACAAUCAUAAAAAUAAAGGCAUGCAAGCAGCACUGUCCCCUUAUCUUAAGUCCAGUCAGUGGCCGCGGGUCUUCUUAGCAGUUUUCCUCCGGUGAUUAGAACAAAAGACGCUCUAAACAGCUCCUUGUUAAGCCUGAUUUAUGGUUCUGCGUUAAAUCGACGCAGAGCCUACGCCGUAGGGUUCAGCGUACGGUGCACGUCGCCGCGUAACCCUACGCCGUAGGCUCUGCGUCGGUGUAACGCGGAACCAUAAAUCAGCCUUUAUGGUGCGCUGGAGAGGAGAGGAGGCAGGGAGCUGAGUGGAGAGGGCGGUGAUUUAGCGGGUCUAUACGUAACGACCCGCCACCAAACCAGAUGCGCCGUUUUUGCAUAAUUAUGCGGAAAAUCCCAGAAAGCACACAAUACACUGAAUGUUAAAAGUUCGGUUUUUUUUGGGUGUAAUUGAUGUCAAGACACCCAACAAAACACAAAAAAAUCAAGAAAAAUUUGUUUUUCAUGUCACAAUACCUUUAAACUCUCUUAAACUCCCUUAAACUCUUUUAAACUCCCUUAAACCCCCUUAAAUUCUCUUAAACUCCCUUAAACUCUCUUAAACUCCCUUAAACCCCCUUAAAUUCCCUUAAACCCCCUUAAAUUCUCUUAAACUCCCUUAAACUCUCUUAAACUCCCUUAAACUCCCCUUAACUCCCUUAAUUUAGCUUAGCAUCACUCGUAAUUGAGCAGCUUUUUGAACAAUGCAGGAUUUAUUUUGGACCUGGAGGUUUUUGUAAAUAGGACGAUUGUUGUUGUAACUUAUGUCACUAUUUCUGUGUGUGGACUAAACCAUUUCUAGGAACGGGGGGGGGACUAAACCAUUUCUAGGA
Cololabis saira (Pacific saury) is the source of this 7873-nucleotide messenger RNA. It is a transcript of the gene col4a3, whose product is annotated as collagen, type IV, alpha 3. Gene Ontology annotation, molecular function: extracellular matrix structural constituent. Bases 133 to 5124 code for a protein of 1663 amino acids. Gene Ontology annotation, cellular component: collagen trimer. The transcript has 52 exons. Lineage: Eukaryota; Metazoa; Chordata; Actinopteri; Beloniformes; Belonidae. The record is from RefSeq and is a predicted model, not a curated record.